Molecule: messenger RNA, 1786 nt
Organism: Cladophialophora immunda
Lineage: Eukaryota; Fungi; Ascomycota; Eurotiomycetes; Chaetothyriales; Herpotrichiellaceae
Exons: 6
Coding region: 112-1683 (523 amino acids)
Molecular function (GO): oxidoreductase activity, acting on paired donors, with incorporation or reduction of molecular oxygen; monooxygenase activity; iron ion binding
Source: RefSeq, a predicted model, not a curated record
CAUGUACCGAGGGAUCAUCCAAAGUGUAGAAAAAGCUUCAUAAGUAAUACGUGCUACCACAUGGGCAUGACGGGCUAACAACACGCCCCCCUCCUUUUGGAGCCAAGAUCAAUGAACAUCAACCGAGACGACACGAUGAUGGCAGUACAGGAAUUUUUUGGUAGAUUUGUUACCAGCGUUGAGAACCUCCGGCCACUCAGCUACACCCCUCCGAACGUCGGCUUUUUCUGCAUUGCCGCAGCUACAUUGAUUGCUUUACUACUCCGCUCUUUGCUGCGAAAGCGAGAUUUCGCGACAUUUGACGAACAUGUCGGAAGCCCUCCAUCAAUGGAGAGCCAAAUCCGCGCGGGAUUCAAGAAGUUCAAACAACCCUUCAUGAUCAAAAUGAAUAUAGGGCCAAUGUUGAUGCUGCAGACGGAGCAUAUCGAUGAGAUCAAAAAUACACAAGCCUUCAGCUUCGCCGACUUCUUUGGACGAAUCUUCUUCAGUUCGUAUCCUGGCUUUGAAGCUUUCGGCCGAUUUGUCGAAGACAAUGUGUUCUCGAAUGUCGUGCGGGUGAAAUUGACCCAAGCACUCGCAAUGUUCACAGAAGAUCUCUCCCAAGAAACGGCAUUUUCGCUGCCAGCAGUCUUUCCGCAAUCAGGGGAGUGGACCGAAAGCAACCUUUACCCAGACUGUCUGGCAUUAGUGACGAGACUUUCAUCCCUGGUCUUCGUCGGACGCGAGUUUGAUAGACUUGACGACUGGCACCGAGUCUCGAACCUGUACGGUUAUCAUUCUACCGAAGCAGCGAGGACUUUGAGACAGUGGCACCCUCUCCUACGGCCUAUUGUGCAUUGGUUUCUGCCCGAGACAACCUUCAUCCGCAAGCUCCUGAAAGAAGCACGCGAAAUCAUCGAACCAGAGGUGGAGAAGAGAAAGAUCGAUCGACGAAAACGUCUCGCGGAAGGAAAACAGCCCCGCAAGUCUCUCGACACGGUGGACUGGUUUGUCGAAUGUGCAGAAGGGCGCCCGUUCGACAUCACCGUGGGUGAAUUGACCCUAGCUGGCGUUGCAAUUCACACAACUACAUUUACCCUUGUCAACGUAUUGCUGGAUAUAUGCACGCAGCCGGACGUCAUAGAGCCUUUGAGAAAGGAGAUCAAGGAUGUGUUGGCUGAGGACGGAGGCCUCAGGAGACAGUCUCUCCACAAGCUUAAGCUGAUGGACAGCUUGUUGAAAGAAAGCCAAAGGGUCAACUCGAUCAGUUCUGUUGGUAUGGGCCGAAUGACCACGGACCUGGUCAAGCUGCACAACGGGAAGAAAAUACAGAAAGGAACGCUCGUCGGCGUCGCGCCUCUCCCCAUGUACGACCCGGUGAUUUUCGACCAUCCCGAACAGUUUGACGCCUUUCGAUUCGCCACCAAGCGCCAGAAGGCCGGUCAGGAAAACAAAUGGCAAUUCACCACGACAUCUCCCGAGCACAUAGGUUUUGGCCAUGGCCUGCAUGCUUGUCCCGGACGCUUUUUCGCCGGCAACGAGCUCAAAAUCGCUCUUGUGCAUCUGCUGUUGAAGUACGAUUGGAAAUUGCCAGCAGGGGAGACACGGCCAGGACUUGUCGACCCGCCGGGUGAGUUCUUCAGGGUUCUGGGCGGACAACCUAGGCUGCUGUUCAAAUCUGUUGCAACCGACGUCAAUUUUUGAGCUUGAUCAUCCUAUUUGUCAGAGAGAAGUUCGAAGCAGCGCCUGAUUACAUCGGCAUAUAACGAAAUCCUUGGCAGUGAGACGUAAUCUAUAUAGCCAUCAU